Bradysia coprophila is the source of this 815-nucleotide messenger RNA. RefSeq lists its product as uncharacterized. NCBI's taxonomy places the organism in Eukaryota, Metazoa, Arthropoda, Insecta, Diptera, Sciaridae. The record is from RefSeq and is a predicted model, not a curated record.
GAACACUUAUUUACCAAAUCGGUCUAUUUAAGCCGUGAAUCGGCGAGACACUCAAGUCAAUUCAAGUAUUGAAGCCGAAUCGACCAUUUGAUAAAAUGAAAGUACUAGUCGCUUUAGCAUUGUUGGUAGUGGUUUGUCAAGUUGACAGCCAGAUAACAAUCAGACUCCCAGCGCCACCUCUGGUAAAGCUUCCACCAGGAUUCAAAAUUAAAUUGCCGGUACUUCCUGUUCAAAUAGCUGGAUCACCUGCAGACGCUGCCACAGCUACCGAUGGUUCAUCAACCGACGCUACCGGCUCAACUGACGCUGGUGCAACUGAUGGCGCUACUGAUGCUGGUUCAACUGGUGCUACUGAUUCCGGCGCAACUGGCGCAACUGAUUCCGGUGCAACUGGUGCAACAGGAUCUAGUUCAACUGGCGUUGCUGAUUCCGGAAAAGCUGUUUUCAUUUAUGACCUUUUCCCUGGAUUUGAGUUGAUUUUCAAAAACUCGCCAUGGUUUAAACUUGUUAAGGGUGAACGAGCCACAAAAUCCAAGUCCGGAUCCAAAAAAUCUAAAUCCAAAUCCGAAUCCAAAGCUGGAAGCAAAGCCGAAGGUGAAGGUGACGCAACUGAAACCGAAGCUCCAGCUAGUGACGCUCCUGCUGGUGAUGCUCCAGCCGCUGACGCUCCAGCGGCUGAUGCUCCAGCUGCUGAUGCCCCAGCUGCUGAUGCUCCAGCUAAGUAAAAAUAUUGCCAAGUCUGUACACGCUUGGUAGUGUAUCUGUUCACUUCAGUAAAUAUCUAAAUAAAUUGAAAAAUAUUUAUCGUGAAACAA